ACGCCUAAUCAUUAAGAAGGCGCUUUAAGGUACCUGAGGUGGACAAGCACUAUCGUGGUGUUGCUGUCGACAAUAAUUGAUCCAAGCAUAGUCUAAUUGUUUUUCCUUGAUCACUUAAAUGGUUUCAGAACAUGUGGUACCCUCAACCUGUCGUCGUACCGUUCGUUUUUGAGUCGCAUUCAGUCACAUAUGAGGAUCUUUCUGCCAGAGCCAUGUGGCAGUUCAUUCCCUUUCACCAACGUGCGUAUAAUGCAAUGAACGAGAUUGAUGUGUUGCUGAAUUUCUUGUACAUGUCUCAAGGCUUUUACAAUGAUCCACUGCAUACCAACGCUGAAAGGAAGUUUCUGCUGAUGAGGUCACUUUUUGAGCUUGUCUUGGCCAAUGAAUACCUGGAGCUCACAGAUCCAAAGUUGCUUGGAUGGUUCCUGUGUUUAACAGCAGAAGACAGGACCUUAAUUAUAAAAGAGGGAGGGCUUUUGACAUUUAUACAGAAACAUCCUGCACUUCAAGUGGACAGACAGUAUGUUUAUGUGAAACCAAAAACCAGAGAAAACUGCAUUUCCCCUCCAACGACUAUGUCAUCGAAGAAGUCAAGGUACCCAUCAUUUUAUGGUGCAUCCCAGUGUCAUAAUUGUGGGACCAGUUGUCCAUUUGGUUCCAAGAAGUGCAGAUGUUGUGGCAUUCACAUUGAGAUUGCAGAAGACAAAGUCUGUAUGUCAGAGAAUGAGAAACAACUUGAGCUGCUGCCAAACAGUGUGAAAGAAGAGCUGAACGUCUUAACUGCCCAAAAUGGCGCCACUUUUGAUUGCACACAGAGUACCCUAAAUACUCAGAAAACUAGAUGCACGCAGAGCUGUGAUUAUGGAGGUUCUGCUGCACGUUCUCCUUCGUACAGUAAAGGAAUGUGUCCACAUGCCCAGUGUCUGUCUCAGCUGUGGAAGGAAGUAGAGAACAGGGAGAACACCAAACACUUUAAGGACACAACAGCCCAAGCGAGCUUCUCCCUCGAUAUGGAACUGGAUAGGCAGAGUCAGGUUCAGAAGAAUGACUGUACCCAGAAUUACCAAGACCAAUCUUACAUACAAGCGGAAGAAGCAGAUUACCACAAUCUGGAUCAGGAAGCGAUGCCAGAAUACCACAGUUUCAGUAACACCAGCUUAGACCACUCCGGAUGGAGCGAUGGCACCCGGAGCACAGAGCCAGGCUACAGUGAUUCAGCCAUGGCCACCAAAGGCAGUACUGAACUGUCAGAUGAAGCAUCAAAUGCCACCAUGGCCACUGCUGCUAACUCAUCUGAUUGUUUCUCUUGCCUUAGCAAUUCUUUUGAGGUGGAUAAUGAAUCAGGAGACCAUCAAGAAGACCUGAGAAAGAAGCAUGACUCAGCAUAUGAGCAACAGAUUGAAGAGAUUUCACUGAAAUCCAAAUCUGGCGCUUCAGUUUUUGUGGAUCAAAUGAUAGAUGCCUGUGGUGAUUUCAGAGCCUGUUUCACAUCUACAUGUGCAACAGAGGUUCAUCAGAUUUUCCAAAUGAAAAAUGUUGCCACUGACACAGACUUGCUCGCUGUCAACGAUGAGAAAGAUACACAGACUGUGCAAAAAGCCACAUCAGAAAAGAACACCAUUACUGAAGUCUGCAUGUCUGAUCUAGAUGUCCUCACAGAGGAAUUCAUAAAGCUAAAGGAAACAACAAAUGAGCUGCAGCAGUUGAAGAGCAGAAAGGCAAGCCCUAGUGCUGAUGGUGACCACUGCAGGGGAGUAUGUGGGUGUGACUGUGCCCAGCGGUUGAGAAGAGCAGAACUGCGUCUUCUCGCUCUUCAGUUUGUCAUGUGUCAGCAGCACUGCUGGCGAUACUGCUUCACCUCCCCACUGGGUGAAAGUGCUCUUUGGGGGACUGAGGGGCUGCCAGACAGCAUAGCGGAAAGACUGAAUGUACUACAGAAAGAUUACCUUGAGAUGAGGAAACAAAUUCUAGCAGGCACUCCUCUGGAUGACCUUAAACCAUUGUCAGUAGACACUGAAAAGACAACUACAAUGGCAAACUACAGCCCAGCAUUGGUGCUUGAGGCCCAUUUAGACUCACUUGGCUGUCCAGGAAGUACCAUUGCAAGUGGUGACGGAGUGGUUGAAGAGAGGACAGCACUGAGCACUGAAGUUUGUCGGGACACUGAAGCUGCUUUGGAUGAUGCAAAAAGUGAUGGAAACAAGCAAGAUAAAUUGUUAGUCUUUUUACACAAGCAGCCAGAAGCUUCCGCUGAGAAGAUCCCUGUAGGUGUCAUCAAGGAUCCGAAUAGCAGUGAGGCUUGGUUUGAUGCAGAAGAGGAACUUGGGUCUCCAAAUCAGGAUGGGAAGACUGAGAAACUGAUUGAAAGGAGGGAAAGGACUGACGAAGAUGAAUCAAACCAAAGUUCCCUCUUGUGCAUUACAAGCUUGCCAGGCAAUAUCACUGAGCAUGAAGUGCUGCUUUGGUUUGAGAAGUACAAUGCCACAAAUGUUUCCAUCUCCACUUUCAGCAACAGUAUGAGAGCAGCUAUUGUCUAUCUCAAGAACCCUAGCGAUGCCAAGGCAGCAGUUAAAGAUCUAAAUGGGUGCUCCCUCCAAGGCCACACUGUCCAGGUGGUGCAACUCUGUGGGCCUGCCUCAGCUGAUCCUAAACUGAUUAGUAAUCAGUUCCACAGCACCUUAGAAACCCACAAAGCAGAAACUGCAGGAGGUGGCCUGGGAGUGAAGUGUCUAACAUACAAUUCCUCACAUGGAGGGCCGCGCUGUAGUGUGGACAGGUUAACCAAUGUCUGUGACUCGCCCACAGCCUCUGGCACCUGUGUGCCACAGCACUAUGCCACCAUGGGAAGUUUUGACACAAUCAUGGCCCGGCUGUCGGAGCGCCACCCAAAUGUAGGUCGUCAGAGGAUCGUAGAUGCCCUCCUGGAACUGCGGGCCAAGCAUCAGGGCUUCCUCAGUGGCCUUCCUUUGAGAUCUAUAGUGGAUAUGACCUCUGAGCUUCUCACACAGGCCUCUAUUCCGACAUAUAUUUGAGUUUGAGCUGUUUUAAGCAGUGGUAAAGGCCUUGUAAAUAGUUCCCUGACCUGUAUGACUGGAUUUCAGUUAUAAGUUCGGUUUUUGCAGCAAGCUUUUGUUUUCUAUAACCAUUUCAUAGUAAGUCAUUCAUUGGAGCACUUCCGUCUCCUGGAAACGGAAUAAUUUUUUUUAUUCAUUUCAGGUUUUUCAGGUUUCCAUCUCUGCUGUUAUCAUUUAUGAUAAGUGCAUGUAGGAGUUUCCUUUUGUUUCUUGAAUAAAAAUGUUUUCCUCUGUUUCCUAUAAUGAUUUGAUGGGCAAGCCCAGGCACAUCAUCUGAAAGCUGAAUGAAACUUUCAACUGAUGUAUGGAUGGUUAGGAUAGGACAAUA
Labeo rohita (rohu) is the source of this 3402-nucleotide messenger RNA. It is a transcript of the gene rbm44, whose product is annotated as RNA binding motif protein 44. Lineage: Eukaryota; Metazoa; Chordata; Actinopteri; Cypriniformes; Cyprinidae. The transcript has 18 exons. Bases 132 to 3032 code for a protein of 966 amino acids. The record is from RefSeq and is a predicted model, not a curated record. Gene Ontology annotation, molecular function: RNA binding.